Trichogramma pretiosum is the source of this 1812-nucleotide messenger RNA. It is a transcript of the gene meigo, whose product is annotated as solute carrier family 35 member B1. Gene Ontology annotation, biological process: UDP-galactose transmembrane transport. The transcript is spliced from 2 exons. Gene Ontology annotation, cellular component: endoplasmic reticulum membrane; Golgi membrane. Gene Ontology annotation, molecular function: UDP-galactose transmembrane transporter activity; UDP-glucose transmembrane transporter activity. NCBI's taxonomy places the organism in Eukaryota, Metazoa, Arthropoda, Insecta, Hymenoptera, Trichogrammatidae. The coding region runs from base 257 to 1243 and encodes 328 amino acids. The record is from RefSeq and is a predicted model, not a curated record.
AUACAACAGCAGCGGCGAAAGCGAACUCCGAUGCUGUGCUGCGGCGCGCGGCUGAAAACCUGCCAUUCACGCGUGGCAACGUGGACGCGUUUUGCGGAACGUUGACUGCUGCUGAUUGGCGCUGUAUAUAUAUCCCAGUGUAUACGUAAACAAUCUUCCAAAUACCGCCUGCUGCGAGUAGAAGCAGAUGUUCAAGCCAGUAUUAAUCGAUUACAGCCGUGGCAGUGGUACAUAGCGUUUUUUACGGUGCACAAAAAUGUCGGUGAGCAAGACGUCGAUUUUCCGCUCCAGCACGGCGAAGCUGCUCUUCUGCACCCUGGGCAUAUUCGUCUGUUAUUCCUACUAUGCCAUCGUGCACGAGAGAAUAACGCGAAGACAGUACGUCGACGGGCCCAACACGGAGAAGUUCACGUACAUGAUAUCGCUGGUGUUCGUGUCAUGCGUCGUCAAUUGUUUAUUCGCCAAAGCACUCCUCAUGACAGUCAUGAAGCAGGGUGAGGACACCACCACCGUCAAGUAUUAUGCCACAUGCUCGUUGACUUACAUGCUCGCCAUGACCUGCAGCAACAUGGCCCUGCAAUUUGUUAAUUAUCCGACUCAGGUCGUUGGCAAAGCCGGUAAACCCAUUCCUGUCAUGAUACUCGGUGUCUUACUUGGUGGCAAGUCCUACCCUCUGAAGAAAUAUGUAUUUGUAUCGAUGGUAGUAUUGGGUGUUGUAAUGUUCAUGUACAAAGAUAAUGUACCAAGUAAACAGCUUGAGAAUGAAGGAUUUGGUCAAAUUCUACUUAUUUUAUCGCUCAUAAUGGAUGGUCUCACUAGUGCUGUACAAGAUAGAAUGCGAGCCAAUCACAAGACUAAAUCGGGACACAUGAUGUUGAACAUGAACUUGUGGUCAGUCGGUUUCAGUGGAGUUGUCAUGCUGUUUACUGGGGAAAUUGUGAGCUUUAUUUCAUUUUUACAAAGACAUCCAUCUGCUCUACAACAUAUUGCAACAUUCACUGUAUGCGGUGCUCUGGGACAAUAUUUCAUUUUCUUGACUGUGUCAGAAUUUGGACCAUUAGCUUGUUCUAUAGCUACAACAACCAGAAAAUGUUUUACUGUACUAGCUUCUGUUUUAUUCUUUGGUAAUUCAAUGCUUCCAAGACAGUGGAUGGCAACAUUUAUUGUAUUCUUUGGACUAUUUCUGGAUGGUUUGUACGGUAAAUCGCCAGCAAAAGUUCUUAAGAAAGAAGUAUCCAAGUAAUGGAUUAGGAAACUUAAAAAAAUUUAGAUAAAUUUUUUAAAAUGAAAUUAAAAGUGCAACUGUGACCUAUAUUCCCUGUACAUUUCAAGAAUAACUUUUUGUUGACCAAAGCAAAUGUAUAUUACCAAUGGUCAUCAGUUGCCUCAUUACAAAGACUUUGUUCUGAUUUACAUUACGAAAAACAAAAAAUAUUAUUUAUAGAUACUUUUCUACUUCUUAGGCUAAAUAACAAGUUGAAUUGUAUAGAGUUAGGCAGUAUUGCAUAAUAUGUUAUUUUAUUACUGAAUGAGUAUGUUGAUGUAAAUGAUUUUAUAGUAUAUUCUUUAUUUAUAUAUUUGAAUGAACGAAUGAAUGAAGAAUCUGUCUUUAUACAGACAUUCAUGCACAAUCAAGCGAGAAAUUGAAAUGUAUUUUCAAACGAAUGAAUCCAGAUUCAUCAAAGAUGUUUUUGGUAUACAUUCACGAUAAAGUGAUUUUUUUUAUCGAAUUUAGCGUAGACAUCACAAACACACAAAAAACUGUAAACUUUGUCCAAAAAUUUAGUGCAAUUGUUUUGAUAAAAAUAUAUA